Molecule: messenger RNA, 1182 nt
Organism: Meleagris gallopavo (turkey)
Lineage: Eukaryota; Metazoa; Chordata; Aves; Galliformes; Phasianidae
Gene: NOG
Product: noggin
Biological process (GO): osteoblast differentiation; dorsal/ventral pattern formation; negative regulation of cell differentiation
Source: RefSeq, a predicted model, not a curated record
CUCCGGCUGCAGCAGGGCUCCUGCCAGCACUACCUGCACAUCCGCCCGGCUCCCAGCGACAACCUGCCUCUGGUGGAUCUAAUCGAGCACCCGGACCCUAUCUUUGACCCCAAGGAGAAGGAUCUUAACGAGACCUUGCUAAGGAGCCUCAUGGGAGGACACUUCGACCCUAACUUUAUGGCUAUUUCCCUGCCCGAGGACCGGCUCGGGGUAGACGAUCUGGCCGAGCUGGACUUGCUGCUGCGGCAGAGACCCUCGGGAGCGAUGCCCGGCGAAAUCAAGGGGCUGGAGUUCUACGACGGGCUGCAGCCGGGCAAGAAGCACAGGCUGAGCAAGAAGCUGCGCAGGAAGCUGCAGAUGUGGCUCUGGUCCCAGACCUUCUGCCCGGUCCUAUACACGUGGAACGAUCUCGGCAGCCGCUUUUGGCCCCGGUACGUCAAAGUGGGCAGCUGCUACAGUAAAAGGUCUUGCUCGGUCCCAGAAGGCAUGGUCUGCAAACCUGCCAAGUCCGUGCAUUUAACGAUCCUGAGGUGGCGGUGCCAGCGGCGGGGCGGGCAGCGGUGCACGUGGAUCCCCAUCCAGUACCCCAUCAUCGCGGAGUGCAAGUGCUCCUGCUAGGGCUGCGUGCCCGCCGGGCUGCCGGGGACCUUUGCUGCAACAAACAAGAGACACUGCUUUCUGGUUAACGUUGUAAUGCACUGUAACGUGUAGGAGAAUGUAUAUUGUGUGUAUAUAUGGCACCGUUUUAAUAUACUAUUAAAAGGUCAGUAUUAUACGUGAAAUAAUCAGCGUCUACUGUAUUUUUAAGACUAUUACCCUGAUCGUUGCUAAUGUAUCUUUUUUUUUUUUUUGUAUUUAUAUUCCAGAGAGGAGUUGCUUCGCUUUGGCGAAGUCGGUUUGUUGUUGUUGUUGUUGUUUUUUAAUAAAAGGAUUAAAAAAUACAAACCAAACUUUUUGAUAAGAAAACCUUUUAAAGCUAUUUUCCAUUAUUUGGAAAGCGUGUUGGUGUGUUUGUUUUUUCUUCUUAUGGACUUUAGGUUAAAAAGAAAACGCCUCUAGCACAAUGUUAUUGUAAAUAGAACGGUUUGAAUGACUUAAUUCUAUGUAAAUGAAGAGUAUCUGCUAUUUAUUCUUUAUAUCCCUGUAGUAAAAGCGCAGAGCAGAAUUAAAGUCAACCACUAA